Molecule: messenger RNA, 2754 nt
Organism: Rhagoletis zephyria (snowberry fruit fly)
Lineage: Eukaryota; Metazoa; Arthropoda; Insecta; Diptera; Tephritidae
Gene: Gmppb
Product: GDP-mannose pyrophosphorylase B
Biological process (GO): GDP-mannose biosynthetic process
Molecular function (GO): GTP binding; mannose-1-phosphate guanylyltransferase (GTP) activity
Source: RefSeq, a predicted model, not a curated record
CCCAAGUAUAGCUGGCAGCCCUGGAUCUAAGGUCUAUUUGUUCGCAGCUUUGGUUACAACGUUUUUGACGUUGCCUUUUACUUCCUGUAAUUUUAAUUCAGCCCUUUUUUCUCUACUAAAAUUUUCUAUUUAGUAGUUCAUUAAACCAUUUAGGACGAAGAGCUUUUUAAAUCCAUACGUCUUAUAUGCGUAUGUACAAAUAAAAGUAUUUAAAUUGACCAUUAAAUUAAAAGUGUCGAAUAUAAAUUGUUCCGCCGACGUCGCUUGAUUUUAUUGGUCAUUGGCUACGAAAACCGCGACACAAACAAAACGAAAAACAAAAACCAAACAAUGAAGAAUUGCUUAGGAUAAGAAAAAGGUAUUACAUACAUGCGACCGGCGAAAUAUCACCUCAUUUGCAGUAUUUAUUUAAGAAUAAGCAUACUCUGAUAUAGUGACGUGUCAUAAAGAAGUGCAGCAGCGAUACCAAAGGCAAAGUGUCGUUGAAAGCAAAUAAAAUUGUUCAAUUAGGUACAUAAAAUUAAAAGACAAUAAUGUGUGGAACAAAUACGACGGGCACAAAAGGUACACGAGCUCUCAUACUUGUUGGGGGCUAUGGCACACGAUUACGUCCAUUGACAUUGAGUACACCGAAACCUCUGGUGGAAUUUGCCAAUAAACCAAUUUUAUUACACCAACUGGAGGCAUUAGUGAGCGUUGGAUGUAUGCAGGUUAUACUUGCUGUCUCGUAUCGUGCAGAGCAAAUGGAACAAGAACUUAAGCAAGAAGCAGAGAAAUUAGGUGUAAAUUUAAUAUUUUCCCAUGAAACCGAACCUCUUGGGACUGCCGGUCCAUUGGCAUUGGCAAAAGAUAUACUCUGUUCUAGCGACGAACCCUUUUAUGUACUCAAUUCAGAUGUUAUAUGUGAUUUCCCCUUUAAGCAAUUAGAGCAGUUCCAUAAAAACCAUGGUAAAGAGGGCACAAUUGUGGUCACGAAAGUGGAAGAGCCAUCUAAGUAUGGUGUAGUACUGUACGACGAAAAUGGUCGCAUUGAAAAUUUUAUUGAAAAACCUCAAGAGUUUGUGAGCAAUAAAAUUAAUGCCGGUAUUUAUAUAUUCAAUACUUCUGUACUGGAACGGAUUGAAGUCAAACCCACAUCGAUUGAGAAAGAAGUGUUUCCCGCAAUGGCCAACGAAAGUCAACUGUAUGCAAUGGAAUUACCCGGUUUUUGGAUGGAUAUAGGGCAGCCGAAAGAUUUUCUAACAGGCAUGUGUCUUUAUCUAACAUCCCUGCGACAGAAGCAAUCAAUGCAACUUUACACCGGUCCGGGUGUAGUUGGCAACGUUCUAGUAGAUCCCACAGCGAAGAUUGGCGAGGGUUGCCGUAUCGGGCCAAAUGUUACAAUCGGUCCGGAGGUGGUAAUUGAAGAUGGCGUUUGCAUCAAGCGCUCAACAAUCCUCAAAGGUGCUAUAGUUAAGUCGCAUUCAUGGUUGGACUCCUGCAUUGUUGGUUGGCGUUCUGUAGUUGGUCGCUGGGUGCGUAUAGAGGGAAUCACAGUGCUUGGAGAAGAUGUUAUUGUGAAGGAUGAAAUCUACAUAAAUGGNACAAUGACACAACGGUAAACGCGAAAAUUUUUACAGACAAAUUUAUAAGUCGAAACUGAUAAUUUUUUAAAUUUUUUUGUAUGUAAGUUCAGGGGCUGAUGUAAUAAAAUAUUAAUGCGUACAUUAUUCAUUCAAAUAGAGACAAUGCUUGUUCGACUGGGUUCUGGGUUAUUUUACUUCCAUUUAGUUUUCAUUAUGUUUCAAUUGAAAUACAUAAUAUUUUUAGUGAAUUGAAUACCGUUCAUUCCAAGUUAAAUAUAUAAAAUCAGCUGAUCUAGUAACACCAUAUAUAUAUUCGCUUUAGUUCAUUCUCUAACAAAAACCAUAUAAACCCAAGCUACAAACUUUGUGCAACAAAAUUUCAAAUUUUUCCCAGAGUUUUUAGAAUUCAUCUGUGUGUGUAGUUUUGCAGCCCAUCUAGUUUAAGGAUAAUAAAGUGAAAUUUUUUUACCGACGAUCUUCCAGAGUUUUUUCCAUAUAAAAAAAAUGUGAGCAUGCGUUAAAGAGAACAAAUUGCGGUAUAACUCAAUAAAAAAUUGUUAAAAAUUAAUGGUAAUUUAUACCUACUUUAACUUGCACUUUAUUGUAGUAAACUUGAUUGGGCUGCAUACUUGAAAAAUUCUGAGAAAAAAGUUUGAGAUUUUGAUGCUCAUUUUUUUAAUUUUCUACGUAUCGAUGGUCCUGUGCAAUAACGACACAAUUGAAAAUUCAAAAAAUAAAAACCACUGUUAAGUGGCUCAUGUCUCUAAUUCUUAUUGAAUCUAUGUCUAAUCUUUAGUACGUACUUAAGCAGUCCUUACUGCUUACUUAAGUAAGGGUUGGAAAUGAAUUAUACAAGGAUUUAGGCAAGAACCACUUAACAGUUUUUAUUUCUUGAUUUUUGAAUUGUGUCGUUAUUGCAGAGGACCAUCAAUAUGUAGUUUGAAACUUGCGUUUAUAUGGUUUUUGUUAGAGAAUGAACUGUAUUUUAAUUGUAAAAUAAUGGAAAUUAAAUAAAAGAAAAAUAACCCACCCAAAAAGCCUUGUUUGUCCCUCUGCAGGUUUAUGGGAGUGUAUAGUGUUAACAUAUACUUACAUAUACAUAAAGUUAUAUUUUAUUAUGGCUCAAAACCCCGUUAAGUAUGAUGAAAUAAAAUUAAAUAAAUAAAGGCUUAAUACUUAUUUAUCAGUA